GUGGCGCCGCUCUCGCCAAGGCCGUCCAGAACGCGAGUCAGUCGGUGUCGUCGUCGGCGGACAUGUUAAAUUCGGCCGUCUUUUCUCAGGCGACGUCCUCAAAGUGUUGAAAUCGGUGCAUUUCCUGUGUCGUGGGGCGUGCGGUGGUCGCGUGGAAUCGGCAUCGGGCGGCGGUUGGUGUCGGUGCGUGGUGGUGGCGGCCGCUCGGCCAUCGGACCUCCAAGGGUGGUGUACGGCGAGUCUCCCGUCCCCGAGUGAGUAGUGUCGUCGUCGUCGUGGUGGUGGUCAUCGUCGUCGUCCGCUAUUUUGGUCCGGCUGGAUGUAGUGGGGCCAUCCGUCCUUAGUAAAAAUAGCAGGCGUGAUGGCGGGCCCCCGCUGGUGACUGGGGCCGGGGGCCUUGGGCCGCUAUGAUCGGGUGCUGAGCAUUGAGCGCGGCGGGCGAGGACAGCCACGGUGGCGUCGGGUCCAGAGUGCGGCCCUGUGGCCGCCGACAAGGGGGCUGAUUGCUGGUGGUCCCCUCUGGCGGCCAUGGGCUGCUUCGGCAACAGGGACGCCGCCGCCGCCUCCUCAGAGGACAUCAGGAGCCAGAAGAGGAUCAACGACCACAUCAACAGACAGCUGGCCAAGGAGAAGCAGGUCUACAGGGCCACGCACAGGCUCCUGCUCCUGGGGGCCGGCGAGUCCGGCAAGUCCACCAUCGUCAAGCAGAUGCGGAUUCUGCACGUCAACGGAUUCAGCGAAAGGGAAAAGAAACAGAAGAUUGAAGACAUCAAGAAAAACAUCAGAGAUGCCAUUAUUACAAUAACGGGAGCAAUGUCGACUUUGGCUCCUCCCGUGCCAUUAGAAAAGCCAGAGAAUCAAGCCCGAGUGGACUGGAUUCAGGAUUGCGCGACUGGUCCCGACUUCGAUUACCCACCCGAGUUUUAUGAACACACAGAGGCUCUCUGGAAAGACAAAGGUGUACAGGCUACGUACGAAAGAAGUAACGAAUAUCAAUUGAUAGAUUGUGCGAAGUACUUCCUUGAUCAAGUGAGUGUAAUAAAACAACCCAAUUACACUCCAACAGAGCAGGACAUCCUGCGCUGCCGUGUACUUACCAGCGGCAUAUUCGAAACGCUCUUCCAGGUUGACAAAGUCAACUUUCACAUGUUCGAUGUCGGUGGCCAAAGGGACGAAAGACGAAAAUGGAUCCAAUGUUUCAAUGACGUCACGGCGAUUAUCUUCGUCACGGCGUGUAGCUCGUAUAACAUGGUGUUGAGGGAGGAUCCCACCCAAAAUAGGCUGCGCGAAAGCCUCGACCUGUUCAAAUCCAUAUGGAACAACAGGUGGUUGCGUACCAUUUCCGUCAUACUUUUUCUCAACAAGCAGGAUCUGCUCGCGGAAAAAAUCCUUGCAGGAAAAAGCAAACUGGAGGAUUACUUUGCCGACUUUGCGCGCUAUCAGCCGCCCCAGGAAGUCGCGAAUGACGCAAACGAACCUCCGGAAGUUUUUCGCGCCAAGUACUUCAUUCGAGACGAGUUCCUGCGUAUAAGUACAGCCUCUGGUGAAGGCAAGCACUAUUGUUAUCCUCACUUUACUUGUGCCGUUGAUACGGAGAAUAUCAAGAGAGUGUUUAACGACUGCCGUGAUAUCAUUCAGCGUAUGCACCUCCGCCAGUAUGAACUCUUAUAACCGCCCACCUCAUUUUUUAGUCUGUUGUUUUGUCUCCAACGCUUUCUUACUAACAAAAGUCGAUUCCAUGAUGAUUACGUUUGUCAACUAACACACAUACACUAAACAAACUGUAGGACCAACUGAGACAACGCAAAUUUCAUUUUUUCAUACUAAAGUAGUGUCGUCAGUAAAAAAACAAGUUGACAAUUUGGCAAACGUAACACGUUCUCUGUCAGUCACGUGGUAUAUUGUGUAUCAUUAUCUAAUGCAUUUCAUUGUAAUUGUUUUGACAAUUUUUUAUCAUUUUUAGACGCGAGUAUCAUGAUAAAAGUACAAAUCACUGAAGUUUCAGUCAAUUUGCCAUAAUCUCUUUUGUCGAGUUUUGUUAUUUCUCAUGGACCCAUAUGUGUUUGUCAUGAACAUCAUUGUGAUAUCAAAUUAGUGGUUAUGUAGAUCAUAUAAAAUAGCAAAUAAGUUAUUGAUUUACCGAUUUUUUGUUUUACGUUGAGUGGAGGCGUGAUUUUUCAAACGAAGAAGUUGACGCCCUGUUUCCGGGCAAUUGCAACAAUUGGGGCAGGGGGGCGGUCGCUAUGGUGCUCUCUUUCGUUUUUUAUUGUAGAGGAUCAUGGGUGUGUGUGGGGCGGCCGUCCCAGAAGCGUCUCUACGAUCGGUGAAUAUGUUCAUGAAUUCUAUUCAUAUUUUUGGAAUUGUGAUAAUCUAACUUUUUAUACACUUAUCAAUGAAUUGUUUGUAAAAAAGUCGAAUUUCGUGUGCAAUCUCAUUUAAAAAGAAGUAAAAUCGAGGAUCGCAGUUAACAAUCAUUAUUUGUAAUGAUAUAUUUUUUAUAUGUUAACCUUAAAGUGUUGUAUUUAUUUUUAUUAUUUGUUGAGAUUAGUGCUAGUGCAAUAAUUUAGUUGAUUUUGGCACAACUGUUUGUGUUUCCAUCUGAUGUUCUUCUGCUCAAUUCAAAGAAUUCGUACUUAAGUCGGGGGUGGGGAUGGACGGUAUGGCGCGCGUUUUUGAGUUGAGUAGAUCCAGUUUAGUUGUUGGUUUUACUAAUCUACUACAGAUAGUGUAAGCGAUGGAGACUUUUAAUUUUUACAAUCUGUAGAUGCACAAAGAAGAGUGUGAAUCUAGCUAUAUGUCCAUGAAACCAACUUGUAAAAUAAGGUACGGAACUAGUGUAAUACAUCACUAUAGAUCAGUGUGUUUCGUCUCUCAAUCGUUGCGUUCUGAUUGGUUCUUAUCGGUUUUAGUUUACCUUAUUUGUGAGUUCGGUUCGGCGGGAUUAUCACUCUGAUAAAUUCAUGCUUUUAUUAGUUCGGUAGUGACUAAUUAAUAAUAAAAUAUAUAUGUGCCGCUAGUCUAAUAAACGGAACAAUGAAAUUGCGUUUGUUCAUUUGUUUUUUAUUUCGGCGAGUUGCACUGUUCCAGUUUAAAAAGUUUACUGAAUGUUAUAUUUGUUAAUAAAUUAUAAAUAUUUAUAUCUGUAAAAGUGAGUUUGUGGUCAAGUCGUAGAAACGUUUCUUUUCUUUACUCAAAAAAAAAAAAACUUUUACCGGCCAGAAUAUUCGAUGUCAUUGAAUGUAUAGAUAAAAAAGUUUUACUUCUUGACUAUAUACACACUCUAAGAUUCGGCUGACUGUAUUAUAUCAGCAUAUUGUAGGAAUCUCUUAAGUUUUAAAAAACAUUUUUCGUUGGUUGUCAAUAUGCCGAUAGCAUACAUGAACCUGUUCUUCCUGACUCCUGGUGACUCAGAGUGACCUCGGUGGUCGGGUUAUUGCACAACUGCAGUAAAAGCAAUUUUGUCUAGGUAUAUGGGAAGAAAAGCAGCGAGCGUGUGUGAAUGCCUGAGCGCGAGCAAAUGUGUGUGAAUUCAUCGUUGUGAGCUGAUCUAAGCAGUAUUCUUUUAUUUUAUUUGUUUAUUGUUUUGCCAAUAUUGUAUAUGUGAACACAAUGUGAGAUUCAAAGCAUGCGCUGUUUGGUGAAAACUGCCUGUAAUGAAUCUUGUAUCUAUAAAUAUAUAAAUAAAUGAAUAAAAUAUGAAAUUAUAUGAAGAUAUGUAACUAAAUGACCUGUAAUAAAUAUGUCUUAUUUAAAAAAA
Molecule: messenger RNA, 3757 nt
Organism: Tribolium madens (black flour beetle)
Lineage: Eukaryota; Metazoa; Arthropoda; Insecta; Coleoptera; Tenebrionidae
Product: guanine nucleotide-binding protein G(s) subunit alpha
Exons: 6
Coding region: 529-1671 (380 amino acids)
Biological process (GO): sensory perception of chemical stimulus; adenylate cyclase-activating dopamine receptor signaling pathway
Cellular component (GO): heterotrimeric G-protein complex
Molecular function (GO): GTPase activity; G protein-coupled receptor binding; G-protein beta/gamma-subunit complex binding
Source: RefSeq, a predicted model, not a curated record